GCUCGCCGCUGCCGGGGCUCGCCGAGCCGCCGCUGGUGCACGCACACACCCCCGUACAUUGUCCGAGCGAGCCGCCGCCGCCGCCGCUGCAGCCAGAGAGCGCCCCAGGGCUCGGUGCCAAUGCGGGCUGGGCGCUGCCAGCCGGGGGCUUCUCCACCACCCCGGUGGAAAGUUCACCUUCGCCUGGGCCCGCCGCUCCAUUGAUCCAGAGCGGCCGCCGCCGGGCAGGGAGGCAGGAUCUGCGGCUCUGGCCGGGAGGGGGAUUUUUUUUUUUUUUGGCCUUUUCCCUCCAAACUUUGUGCGCGCGCCUCCCGCAGAAGCCCCCCCCCCCCCCCGCCACCGCACCCGCAUCUCCGCUGAGGAUUUGCCUCUCUGCCGCGCAAGGAUAAGCCGCCCGGGCGGGGGUGAGCGCUGGGGGAAUUGAGCCAUCCCCGACAACGAGGGGACCACCACUUUCUACAGGGCCAGAGUGGCCAACAACAGGGUGGUUUUUAAUGGACCAGUAAGGAAAGGUGUCUGUCCAACUGGUUUCUGGAAUUUGGAAGUUGCCCAGGAGGAGACUACACCAGGUGCCAGCACCUCUGCUGCUCUCACUUGAACACAGAAGUUGGCACAGAGCACACCAGUGCCUGGUGGUGGUGCUGCUGGAGACGAGACCCUGAGCUGGGGUCAGCGGGAAGAUGACCGAGUAUAAGCUGGUGGUGGUUGGAGCAGGUGGCGUUGGGAAGAGCGCUUUGACAAUACAGCUCAUUCAGAACCAUUUUGUUGAUGAAUAUGACCCCACGAUAGAGGAUUCCUACAGAAAGCAGGUAGUUAUUGACGGAGAGACCUGUCUGUUAGACAUCUUGGACACGGCGGGUCAAGAGGAGUACAGCGCCAUGCGAGACCAGUACAUGCGGACGGGGGAGGGCUUCCUGUGCGUCUUUGCCAUUAACAAUACAAAAUCCUUUGAAGAUAUUCACCAGUACAGAGAGCAGAUCAAGAGAGUGAAGGAUUCAGACGAUGUCCCCAUGGUGCUGGUGGGAAACAAGUGUGACCUUCCGGCCCGGACAGUGGAAACCCGGCAGGCGCAGGACCUGGCCAGGAAUUACGGAAUCCCCUACAUAGAGACAUCAGCGAAAACCAGACAGGGUGUUGAAGAUGCCUUCUAUACCUUAGUGCGGGAGAUCCGGCAGCACAAACUACGCAAGCUGAAUCCACCGGAUGAAAGUGGCCCAGGCUGCAUGAAUUGUAAAUGUGUGAUAUCAUGACCAAGUUGACCAGACCGUGACUUGGAGGGGUUUCCACUGUGCGGCGCAGGCAGAGAGCGGUGACACAAAAGAAGCAGCAAAUGGAUUCAGGGGAGGAGUGUGGGGGAGGAGGGAGACACAGAGGGUAUCUUGAGCCUCACACGGACUGUCUCAAACUUCAUCAAGGCUUGUGACAAGCAACUUUUUCCCCCCCUCCCCGUCUCCUUUUGCCUCCUCCUCCUCUCCCAGCAACUGUACAAAGCCACAGAUUGAAUCGCAGUAAAUUAUUAUUUGAUGGUCUCAACAAA
This is a messenger RNA of Caretta caretta (loggerhead turtle), 1537 nucleotides long. RefSeq names its product HRas proto-oncogene, GTPase (gene HRAS). Gene Ontology annotation, cellular component: membrane. Gene Ontology annotation, biological process: signal transduction. NCBI's taxonomy places the organism in Eukaryota, Metazoa, Chordata, Testudines, Cheloniidae. Gene Ontology annotation, molecular function: GTPase activity; GTP binding. The record is from RefSeq and is a predicted model, not a curated record.